ACCAUCUUAACUAGGGGCAAAGCAGACGACUCUACGCGGUCGCUCCGAGAAAUAAGAAACGUAGCUGUCCUACAACACGUAUUUACAACAGCAAGAGCAGCCACUGUCUGUAGCUGUAGAUAUGUAUUUCCUAACAAGUCCUGGAAAGCAGUCCAUUUGCCAGUAACUGUAAUGGUGGAGACGACAGGAGCUGAUGUUGUGACCCGGGUGGAGCUUCCUGUGGAUUCACCGAGUUACCAUGGUGAAAGUUACCAGCAAGCUUUUCAAGGGUGUAUUAGCACUUGAACUGGCAGGUGUUGUUGGCGCAUAUCUGCUGUACUUCAGGAUGGACUCAAGCCAAGAUUUCCGGCAUACAAUGAAUAGAAGAUUCCCCUCAGUUUUAGAAGGUUUCUUAUUUUGUUUGAGAACAGUUUACUAUAAAUCCAAUGAAUGGUCUGGCAUACAAGGGAUCCGGGAACGAGAUGCACUGGCAUGGGAAUUAAGGAAGAACUAAUAUACUUCAUGACAGUGCCUGAUAAAAUAACCUGCACAGACGUCAAACUACUUAUCAUACCGAGAUUUAUCUUGUUUUCCCACGUGGACUCCAUCAGAGACCUAACAUUGUUGCCAAUGUCAAGAUAUAAAAGAUCCCCAAUAGUUGUCAUCAUAAUCUUUUACACCAAGAACUGAAAAAUACUAAUUGUAUCAGGCCAGAGUGGCAUUUUCUUAAAUUACAUAUGUUUUUUU
Molecule: messenger RNA, 726 nt
Organism: Hyla sarda
Lineage: Eukaryota; Metazoa; Chordata; Amphibia; Anura; Hylidae
Gene: CEBPZOS
Product: CEBPZ opposite strand
Exons: 5
Coding region: 239-493 (84 amino acids)
Source: RefSeq, a predicted model, not a curated record